Parascedosporium putredinis is the source of this 663-nucleotide messenger RNA. Lineage: Eukaryota; Fungi; Ascomycota; Sordariomycetes; Microascales; Microascaceae. The record is from the annotation of a GenBank genome assembly.
AUGAUGAUGUCGUGGAUCUUCCUCUGUUAUGGGCUUAUGCAUUUCUUCAUCGCCGGCGCGGCUAGCCCCAGCCCCAACUCCAUAUCACUGGUUCCGCGCCCGCUGCACGCGCGACAGGACCCCGGAUGCGCACCCGAUAUCAUACCUGAGAUUAUUCCUUCCAGCUUAGAGGUAGCGGCGUGGGGGUUGACGGAUGCUGAUGACGACCCCGUGGCGCUGACUGACGAGUUCACAUUGAGCUUCACAACCGUCCUCGCUUCCCUUCAAGUGGCACCGAACUGCGAGGAGAGCUUCGAGUACAAUGGACUCGGAACCUCUGUGAUCAUGACCCAUUAUACUGGCAAGCUCGUCGAUAAGACCAGCGUCAUGGAUCUCGUUUCCAAGUUUGUCGAUGCCAUUGUCUCCGGUGCGCUUUCAGGUCAUCAAUUCGCCGCGCAAAUCUGCGAAGCUGGAGACCCUAGUCGGACCUUUGGGAUCGCCGUCGACAUUACGGGAGAGGGUGGAGCCGUGCAGCAGCUUGCGCAGGACUGGAGGAGCGGGGCCUGCGUAGUAGAUUUUGACCAUUCCCUUCUCAUCGACGGGCUACAGUACGCACUGUUCCCAGAAGACGCAAUCCCGGCGCCGGAUGGAGAGGACCCAUCGGAUCCAGGCAGCAACCUUUGA